GGAUCGACUUACGCGAAUCGGAAUCGGUGCGCGGGCGUUGGCGGGAGAUUUUAUUUUGUCGUCGUCGCCGCCGCCGCCGCAGCUGCAAUCUCCGUCGCUAGCCGAGGGCUCGCGGUUCUGUUGGGCUUCGACCACGGGGGAAUCGUCGGGCUUCCCGGGGGGGCGUGGGGGGGUCUCUUGGAGCAAGGCAUCUGGAUGGAGGAGUCGCGUCUGGAGCUGCUGCGGUUCGCUGUGCCCGCGGAGCGCAGCAAAUCUGUGCGGGUGCGCGGGGUCCCGAGGGCCGCCGGCGAGCCGCCCGUCACGACGGAGCUCCAUGACCUGUUUUCGAUGGUGGGGCCCAUCUUCUCGUUGCGCCUGACGGAUUCGGGUGAGCGGGACGGGUGCCAGCAGGCGUUUGUGCGGUUCUACUCGUUCCGUGAUGCUGCCCGCGCAGCCCGCGUGCUCCACCGCAGACCCUUCGCUGGCAGCAUCCUGCGGGUGCAGCAGUGUGUCGACCACGCCAGGGAUGUGCUGCGGGAGCUGCCACUCAGUCGCCAGUACUGCUGUAACCUCGCCAACUACUACUUUGGCUUCAACGGCUGGUCCAACAGAAUCCUUGGGAACUCGGUGAGCAGAGGAACAGCUGGGAACACGGUAGUGAAAGGUGAUGCCACGGAGCCUGUCCUCACCGUGAGGGCCGUGUGUGCCGUGGAGGUGCUUGUGCCCGCGUUCGAGAUUGCUGCGCGCGGGUUUGGGGAGGACGAGGAGAAGGUGCAGAACCAAGCGAUGGAGCGGACAAAGUUAGCAAAAAUAAUGAAGAUGGCAAUGGACAAAGCCCUCUCUAACGCCUUCAGCAAGAUCAUCAUUCUGCUGCCAGAAACUGGUCCGAUCGCAGCGCUCUUGGAUCCACGGAUUGAUGAUUGUGAUGACCUCGCUGCCGACCAAGAGCUGGAGCUCCUGUGAUGAAGUUGACAAGCCCCAUGUGUUCUGGAGGGAAGAAGGUGCGGCGUGCAAGCCUGCCUGCUUGACACCACCGAGAUCGACUCCCCCCCCCCACCCCCCACUGCCCGAGCACCAUGGCCGUCCCAAGUCGCUCACGCGAGUGAGGAUGGCUCUCGGCUUGACACCACGUCCAGGAUAUGGGCGGAAUUUUCACGAGCGCGGGCGAGCAGCCGCUCCAUCUUCUCUCUCACCUGUAGGGAGGGAAGAGACGCACACGUGCGUGCACGGGAUCACGCUUGCUCAGCGGACACGAACGUUUGCGGCGUGCGUUGGUGUUACAUUUCUGACGUCGUGAACCUCUGUUACUGUUGCCUCAGCGGAAAAUUACAAGAAAAUAUUCCUCCCACAGUUAUAUUUUUUUAUUUUUUCCGGCUAAGCUUGAAGCGUUGUUUGCACGAGCUGUCUGUCCAUCCAUCCAUAAUGGGGGGGGGGCACUAUGAUGUGUCAAAACAUGAACCUGUAGAUUGAAGUUAUGUUGCUGUUAGCGAUUUAAUGUUUCAUCACGUUCCCUGUUUUAAUCAGUAAAAGGAGUAUACAAGUUAGAAAUGCUUUUGCUUUGCUCGUCCAGAUUGUGUCCAAAUAAAACGGCAGCACUUUAGUGUAAAUUUUUUAUCCGAGUAAAUAUUUUACAUAUAUAUUAAAUAAUUGCAUUAAGUUAACCCUCAGCAGUAAAGAUCGCAUUUACGCAACUUCAGUUGAAAGGCAACUCAACAGUUUUGGAUGAUAGUUCAAGGAGUGGACGAUCUAACUUACAUUUUCGAAAUAUUUGUAUCUUGCAGACUUCAGACUGCUCGUGUGGUAGGACUAAUGUAUACAGAUUUUGUUAUAUCUUGCGUCUUGUACAAAACGUUUCAUUUUUUUAAUGAACCUGUUUCCAAUUAACUACAAA
This is a messenger RNA of Petromyzon marinus (sea lamprey), 1870 nucleotides long. It is a transcript of the gene RDM1, whose product is annotated as RAD52 motif containing 1. The record is from RefSeq and is a predicted model, not a curated record. Gene Ontology annotation, cellular component: nucleolus. NCBI's taxonomy places the organism in Eukaryota, Metazoa, Chordata, Hyperoartia, Petromyzontiformes, Petromyzontidae. Gene Ontology annotation, molecular function: RNA binding.